AUGCGGCAAGGCCCAGAUGUCUGCCUGGAGGCCAUGCGGACAGAAAGGCUAGCCAUAGCCGCAGUUAAAACAGCCCCCUCAUCUCCGUCUUAUAUGGCAAUAAAACAGGGACGGGAUGAAACCUUUGCGCAAUUCAUUGAUCGGGUAACUGCAGCUAUAGAACAGGCAGAGGUUCAAGAGUGGAUGAAACCUGCGCUUCUCAGGCGAUGCAUUUUAGAAAAUACUAAUCCAGAAACAAAGUCUAUUAUACCAACACUGCCUGGGGAUGCUACGAUAGAGCAGAUGCUGGAGUGUAUGAGCAGGGUGCCUGUAGGCCCCCAGGCUAUGUUGGUAGAGGCAGUUAGGGAGUUAGGGAGGGACCUGAUCCAGGCCCAGCACCAAGCCUUUGCAGCCCUAGCCCCAUUACGUCCAUCUGAGAAGCAACAGCGACCACCGACGCGGCGCCGUCCCAAGUGUUUUCGAUGCGGGCAAGAAGGACACUUACGGCGAGAAUGCCGUGUUCGACGAGUCUGGUGCGAGAACUGCCACUCGCACAACCACAGUGCCGCUGCAUUGAACAGUAAAAUUGCUCAAUUAGUGCCUCUGCCCCAACUGACCAAAGAGAUGGAAGCCAUCUCCGCGGCUACCAGCCCGUGGAAUACACCCAUAUUCGUUGUCCGGAAAAAGUCAGGGAAAUUUCGCCUCCUCCAUGAUCUGCGUGCGGGAGCCGGCAGGGUCCGGCUGGUGAACGGGGCCGGGCGCUGCGCGGGGAGAGUGGAGAUCUACUCCCAGGGCAUCUGGGGGACUGUCUGCGACGACGGCUGGGACCUGUCUGAUGCCGCCGUCGUUUGCCACCAGCUGGGCUGCGGAGAGGCAGUGGAGGCAGCCGGCUCCGCUCGCUUCGGGGAAGGCUCCGGGCAGAUCUGGCUGGAUGGUGUGAACUGCUCCGGGGCCGAAGCUGCUCUCUGGGACUGCCCGGCUGGGCCCUGGGGGCAGCACGACUGCGGGCACAAAGAGGAUGCGGGAGUCAUCUGCUCAGAGUUCGUGGCCCUGAGGCUGGAGAACAGCGACGGCUGCUCCGGGCGCCUGCAGGUUUUCUACAACGGGACAUGGGGGAGCAUUUGCUCUAACUCCAUCACUGACAACACGGUGACACUGGCGUGCAAGGAGCUGGGCUGCGGGGACGGAGGAUCCCUGGAAACACGCCUGCCCUCUGGCAGGGUGUCUGGCCCUGCCUGGCUGGAUCGCGUGCAGUGUGGGGAGACAAACAGCUCUUUCUGGCAGUGUCCCUCCACACCCUGGAACCCACAGUCAUGUGAAUACCUGGAAGAGGAGAUCCGCAUCACCUGCAAUGACAAGCUACUGCUCAAUCAGGGUCCCCCCACAUGCUCGGGCAGAGUGGAGGUCUGGCACCGUGGCUCCUGGGGGACGGUGUGCGACGACUCGUGGGACAUGCAGGAUGCCGAGGUGGCGUGCAGGCAGCUGGGCUGUGGCCCUGUGGUGUCUGCCCUGCAUGAGGCUGCGUUUGGGAUGGGGACGGGCCCCAUCUGGCUGGAGCAGGUGGAGUGCCGGGGGACGGAGCCGUCCCUGCAGGACUGCUGGGCCCGGCCCGGGGACAGCGGGGCUUGCCGGCACAAGGAAGAUGCUGCCGUGCGCUGCUCAGAUCCCACCCAAGGCCGUCAGAGCAGCAGCGGGAGAGUCUCAGUGCCCGUCAUCAUGUGCAUCAUCCUGGGGACCCUUGUCUGCCUGCUCCUGGCCCUCCUGGCUGGACAAGUGCUGAGCGCCGGGGCUGGGCGCAGAGGCUCCAGAAGAGCCCAGGAGCCCUUCCCCGAGGCUGUGUACGAGGAGAUCGGGUACAGCCCAGCGUGGGAGAAACGAGCCAGGUUUGAUCGCUCAGGCUCCUAUUCAGAGGAGUCCCUGACCCAGCUGCAGCCCCACCCUGGGGUCAGUGAGGAGGAGAAAGGUCUGGGAUCAGCACCAGAUGUCCUUGUCCUGCCUGGAGGUGACACAGCAGAUGGCUACGAUGAUGCCAGGGAAGGUUCCUGA
Molecule: messenger RNA, 2025 nt
Organism: Tyto alba (common barn owl)
Lineage: Eukaryota; Metazoa; Chordata; Aves; Strigiformes; Tytonidae
Product: antigen WC1.1-like
Exons: 12
Coding region: 1-2025 (674 amino acids)
Cellular component (GO): membrane
Molecular function (GO): nucleic acid binding; zinc ion binding
Source: RefSeq, a predicted model, not a curated record